Paracoccidioides brasiliensis Pb18 is the source of this 825-nucleotide messenger RNA. RefSeq names its product spermidine synthase. The transcript is spliced from 4 exons. Bases 1 to 825 code for a protein of 274 amino acids. Gene Ontology annotation, biological process: spermidine biosynthetic process. The record is from RefSeq and is a predicted model, not a curated record. Gene Ontology annotation, molecular function: spermidine synthase activity. Gene Ontology annotation, cellular component: cytosol.
AUGUGGCCCGGCCAGGCCAUGACUCUGAAAGUUAACCAGAUCCUGCACCACGAGAAAUCCAAGUAUCAAGAUGUCCUGGUCUUCGAGAGCAGUGACCACGGCACAGUCCUCGUUCUGGAUAACGUUAUCCAAUGCACAGAGCGCGAUGAAUUCUCAUACCAAGAAAUGAUUACCCAUCUCGCCAUGAACUCUCAUCCUAACCCCAAGAAAGUCCUUGUCAUCGGUGGAGGUGACGGCGGAGUUCUCCGUGAGGUCGUCAAGCACGAGACUGUCGAGGAGGCUAUUCUGUGCGAUAUCGACGAGGCCGUCAUCCGCGUCUCGAAAAAGUACCUGCCAGGGAUGAGCGUCGGCUUCCAGCACCCCAACGUGACAGUCCAUGUGGGCGAUGGCUUUAAGUUCCUUGCGGACCGCAAGAAUGAAUUCGACGUGAUUAUCACCGACAGCUCAGACCCAGAAGGGCCGGCGGAGGCUCUGUUUCAGAAACCAUAUUUCGAGCUGCUCUUCAACGCCCUGCGUGAAGGCGGUGUCGUUACGACUCAAGGUUCCGAAAAUCAAUGGCUUCAUCUGUCUCUCAUCACCGAACUAAAACGAAAUAUCCGCGAGAUCUUCCCUGUGGUCGAGUACGCCUACACGACGAUCCCCACCUACCCCUCGGGCCAGAUUGGGUUCAUGGUCUGCUGUAAAGAUUCGAGCAGGGAUGUACGCGAGCCCGUGCGCACCUGGACGCGCGAGGAAGAGGAGAAGUUGUGUCGUUAUUACAACAAGGAGAUUCACCGGGCGAGCUUUGUAUUGCCGAAUUUCGCAAGAAAGGCGUUGGAACAGUGA